Messenger RNA from Girardinichthys multiradiatus, 1579 nucleotides. RefSeq names its product endoplasmic reticulum-Golgi intermediate compartment protein 2-like. The record is from RefSeq and is a predicted model, not a curated record. The transcript is spliced from 14 exons. Gene Ontology annotation, biological process: endoplasmic reticulum to Golgi vesicle-mediated transport; retrograde vesicle-mediated transport, Golgi to endoplasmic reticulum. Gene Ontology annotation, cellular component: COPII-coated ER to Golgi transport vesicle; endoplasmic reticulum; membrane. The coding region runs from base 186 to 1328 and encodes 380 amino acids. NCBI's taxonomy places the organism in Eukaryota, Metazoa, Chordata, Actinopteri, Cyprinodontiformes, Goodeidae.
CGUAACGGUAAAAUAGACAGAAGACGACACCGCUCCGCCUCUUGCGUUUUAACAGAUAUGUUAGAAAUGUUGCGUUUAAUCCCAAUAAAAAUGCCUCAAACGCUGGUUGCCACGGAAACCGAGGGCUGAUUUAAAAAGCAACCGGAUGAUAAAACAGGAGCUGGAAAGCAGUCCUGACCUUCAAGAUGAGGCGUCUGUCCAGAAGGAAUGCCCUGAGCCUGGUGAAGGAGCUGGACGCCUUCCCAAAAGUGGCAGACAGCUAUGUGGAGACGUCGCCGUCAGGGGGGACAGUGUCAAUUAUAGCUUUUAGUGCCAUGGCAGUUCUGGCCAUCUUGGAGUUCUUUGUUUAUCGAGACACGUGGAUGAAGUAUGAAUAUGAAGUUGACAAGGAUUUUUCCAGUAAACUAAGAAUAAAUGUGGACAUCACAGUUGCAAUGAAAUGCCAGCAUGUGGGAGCAGACAUCCUGGACCUGGCAGAAACAAUGAUCACAUCCAACGGCCUGCAGUACGAGCCCGUUAUUUUUGAAUUAUCCCCACAACAGAGACUGUGGCAAAGGACUCUGCAUCUCAUUCAGAGCAGGCUGAGGGAGGAGCACGCUCUGCAGGAAGUCUUGUACAAAACGCUGCUGAAGGGAGCUCCUACUGCUCUGCCACCACGGGAGGACGCACCCCAGGAGCCACUCAAUGCAUGCAGGAUUCAUGGACAUGUUUAUGUCAACAAGGUGGCCGGAAACCUACACAUCACAGUAGGAAAGCCUAUUCACCAUCCUCAGGGCCAUGCACACAUCGCAGCUUUUGUGAGCCACGAGGCGUACAACUUCUCCCAUCGAAUAGACCAUUUAUCUUUCGGCGAGGAGAUUCCAGGCAUAAUCAAUCCUCUGGACGGCACAGAGAAAAUCACCUACAACUAUAACCAGAUGUACCAGUACUUCAUCACAGUGGUGCCCACCAAGCUGAACACAUACCUGAUCUCUGCAGACACACACCAGUUUUCAGUGACUGAGCGAGAGCGAGUGAUAAACCACGCAGCGGGCAGCCAUGGCGUCUCCGGCAUCUUCGUCAAGUAUGACACCAGCUCCCUGAUGGUGACGGUCAGCGAGCAGCACAUGCCGCUGUGGCAAUUCCUGGUGCGACUGUGUGGGAUAAUUGGAGGAAUAUUCUCCACAACUGGCAUGCUUCACAGCCUCGUCGGCUUCUGCUUUGACAUCAUCUGCUGUCGCUUCAGACUCGGAGUCUACAGGCCCAGAGAGGACGGGCAGCUGCACAACCAGAUGAAUAAUCUGAGCAAUCACCAAACUCUUCUCCUGGUGGAAAAUGUCCUACUCUAGUCUUAGCUUCACUGUGAUUAAAUAACAGUAAUUACUGUUCAUAACAUUAUAUUUGUUUAUAUGUAAACUAAACAGGUGUUGUGUUUAAGCUCUCCAAUGUUCAGUUCAUUGCACUUUAGGUAAAUAUGCUCAGUGGCUCCAUUAAAUGUGUGUUUUGGUGCCUGUUUAUGUGAGAUUUGUAAUGUGUGAUUGCUUUAAAUGAUCUCUAGUAUUUUGUUAUUUAAAUGAGAUUAAAUUCCCACAAACUGGAA